GCUGCCAUGAUUGAAGUGGUAGCAGAGCUGAGCCGGGGUCCCGUGUUUCUGGCUGGGGAGGCACUGGAAUGUGUGGUGACAGUCACCAACCCCCUGCCCCCGAAAGCCACUUCUGCAUCCAGUGAAGCUUUGGCCUGGGCCAGUGCCCAGAUCCACUGCCAGUUCCAUGCCAGUGAGAGUCGAGUCGCGCUGCCUCCUCCUGACUCCAGUCAGCCAGAUGUCCAGCCCGAAAGCCAGACGGUCUUUCUGCCACAUCGAGGAGAAAGAGGGCAGUGUAUCCUUUCUACACCACCAAAAAUCUUGUUCUGUGACUUGAGGCUAGAGCCUGGAGAGUCUAAAUCAUACUCCUACAGUGAAGUGUUGCCAAUGGAGGGACCACCCUCCUUUCGAGGACAGUCAGUCAAAUACGUCUACAAACUGACCAUUGGCUGCCAGCGUGUCAACUCCCCCAUCACUUUACUCAGGGUCCCUUUGAGGGUUCUUGUGCUGACUGGUCUUCAAGAUGUUCGGUUUCCCCAGGAUGAGGCUGUAGCCCCAUCCAGUCCAUUCCUGGAGGAAGAUGAAGGUGGCAAGAAGGAUUCAUGGCUAGCUGAGCUUGCUGGGGAACGCCUCAUGGCUGCCACAUCCUGCCGCAGCCUCCAUCUGUACAACGUCAGUGAUGGCCGAGGGAAAGUUGGGACUUUUGGCAUCUUCAAAUCUGUGUACAGACUUGGUGAGGACGUGGUAGGAACCUUAAACUUAGAAGAAGGAACUGUGGCUUGUUUGCAGUUUUCAGUAAGCUUACAGACUGAGGAACGGGUACAGCCUGAGUACCAGCGACGACGUGGGGCAGGAGGGGCUCCUUCUGUGUCCCAUGUGACUCAUGCCCGCCACCAGGAGUCCUGUCUGCAUACAACCAGAACGAGCUUCUCUCUGCCCAUCCCUCUCAGCUCCACUCCAGGCUUCUGCACAGCAAUUGUGUCUCUGAAGUGGCGGUUGCAUUUUGAAUUUGUCACAUCCCGAGAACCAGGAUUGGUGCUCCUGCCGCCCAUGGAGCAGCCUGAGCCUGCCACCUGGACAGGACCCGAGCAAGUGCCUGUAGACACCUUCAGCUGGGACCUCCCCAUCAAGGUGCUGCCUACGAGCCCCACCUUGGCCUCAUAUGCUGCGCCUGGGCCUAGCACCAGCACUAUAACCAUCUGA
Elephantulus edwardii (Cape elephant shrew) is the source of this 1182-nucleotide messenger RNA. It is a transcript of the gene RGP1, whose product is annotated as RGP1 retrograde golgi transport homolog (S. cerevisiae). Gene Ontology annotation, biological process: retrograde transport, endosome to Golgi. The coding region runs from base 7 to 1182 and encodes 391 amino acids. The transcript is spliced from 8 exons. Lineage: Eukaryota; Metazoa; Chordata; Mammalia; Macroscelidea; Macroscelididae. The record is from RefSeq and is a predicted model, not a curated record. Gene Ontology annotation, cellular component: Ric1-Rgp1 guanyl-nucleotide exchange factor complex; Golgi membrane.